Messenger RNA from Trypanosoma theileri, 1134 nucleotides. RefSeq lists its product as uncharacterized. The coding region runs from base 1 to 1134 and encodes 377 amino acids. The transcript has a single exon. The record is from RefSeq and is a predicted model, not a curated record. Lineage: Eukaryota; Euglenozoa; Kinetoplastea; Trypanosomatida; Trypanosomatidae.
AUGAUGAUGAUAAUGUGCCGUGUGAUGUGUGUGUUGGCCGUUGUGCUGUGCUGCACCUGCGGGUAUACCAUGGCGGCUGCUGCUGCUGUUGAUAAUGACAGUCCCAGUGGCCGUGGUGUAUCCCGUGGGGCUGUGGAGGUGUCGUGCGGGGCCGGCGGUGCGCUGCGUGUACGCCCCGCUGCUGAGAGCGAGUGGCUCACAUGCGAUGCGGGCAGCCGUGUGUCUGCAUGUGGGAAGUACGCAGACCUCUGCAGCCAGCGUAACGCAAGAGCAGCGACAACAACAACUACUACUACUAAUGGACAACCAAAGGCGGUGAUGGCGUUUUUGGGAAGUUAUGACUCUGCUCUUCUUCAAGUUGAGUGGGACAGGAAUCAAGAGAAGAAGAAGCAGAAGGAGAAGCUGGAGAUGGAAACGGUUUCAACGUCCCUUCAGGAUCCUCAUCAACUACAAACAGAGACGCAUCAGUUGGAAGGAACCGAUGGAGACUUGAGGAACCAAAGUGAUGAACAAGCUUCUGAGCUCAAGAAGGGGAUGACUGAGGAGAACGCACUGGCUCCGCCGCAGGAAAUGCCUGACCCCUUACCUUUGUCUACUGUAGUUAUAGAAGAGAGACCUUCUGAUAAGGCUAUAGAACAAACACCUACAGAUGCUGCCGCCUUAAAACGCACACAACAAAAUGAACCUCACGCACAAACAGCUGGACGUACGAAUACAACUGCGGACUCAUCUGAAAACCAUAAUUCCAGCCAAAGCAGCCUACAAUCUCAGUCUGAAAAUAACGGAGAAAAUAGUCCACGCAAUGAUGAUAAUUCCAGUAACCAUCCUCCUAUGGAGGCGGCUGCGACUACAACACAACAACAAAAUGAAGAAUAUAAUUCAGCCACAGGUACUACUGUCACAAACACCCUACACGGUACCAAUACAACUACUCCGCCGAGCAAUGAGAACACUACCACAGAAGCACCAACCACCACUCCAUCUCCUGUUCCUGCACCCAACACAGAGAUCAGCAGCAUUGCCCCCAUUGUACAGCAGAAGACUAAUGUUGACAGCAGUGUCAGUCCUGUGUGGAUGCGCACUGCAGCACCGCUGCUGAUUGUGGCUGUGUUGUUCUCCGUUACCAUGUACUAA